Hemicordylus capensis (graceful crag lizard) is the source of this 3025-nucleotide messenger RNA. It is a transcript of the gene MED25, whose product is annotated as mediator complex subunit 25. Bases 559 to 2892 code for a protein of 777 amino acids. Gene Ontology annotation, cellular component: transcription regulator complex; mediator complex. Gene Ontology annotation, biological process: positive regulation of transcription by RNA polymerase II. The transcript is spliced from 20 exons. The record is from RefSeq and is a predicted model, not a curated record. NCBI's taxonomy places the organism in Eukaryota, Metazoa, Chordata, Lepidosauria, Squamata, Cordylidae.
AUUCGGGUAGCAGUUUGUCUUAUUUGUCACUUCCCCUUUAUGUUUUCUAAUACGCUACAUAAUCAUUUUUCCACACCCCGUCGGAUUUUCUUCUACUGUUUUUUUUUCUCCUGAGCAUGCUCAGUCUCUCAGUUUGUAGUCAAGUCACUGCCUUUAUCUUGAAGGGAAAUCUAUCAGAAACACUUUCCCUUGAAUAACAAACUGCAUAAACAUAAACAGGCAUUUCACCUUCUGAUUCAACUACUGUAAACUUAUAGUGCAGUAUGUUGGAUUUGUUUGGAACAAUGUAAUUCCAUUUCUCCGGUUUUUCUUUAAGAAGGUGUGAAAAUUCUAUAGGAGUUGUGGGCUGAAAAUAGAAAGUAGCUUCCUUGGACCAUACUGCGCAUGCUCCACUGCAUUUGAGCAUGCUCAGAUGCACCGGAAAGAAGGGAGUGACAACUAAGAGAAAAUGUUACCAAAGCGUGUGUACCUGGAGCGGAUUAGAAGGAAAUCACUUCCGGCCUAGGGAAAGCCAGCAAGCUAGGCAGAGGAGCUGGAUGUCUGUGCCGGCUGGAGGAGAUGGUGGUUCCAACGCUGGACAUGCCUGCUCAGCCCAUGGGGAUGGUGGCCGAUGUGGUUUUUGUAAUUGAGGGCACUGCCAAUCUUGGGCCCUACUUUGAAUCCUUGCGCAAACAUUACCUUCUUCCAGCCAUUGAGUACUUUAAUGGUGGUCCCCCAGCUGAAACAGACUUCGGAGGAGAUUAUGGUGGUACCCAGUACAGCCUGGUGGUGUUCAAUACGGUGGAUUGUGCCCCCGAGUCAUAUGUGCAGUGCCAUGCGCCAACUAGCAGUGCUUACGAAUUCGUCAUGUGGCUUGACAGCAUUCAGUUUGUGGGUGGUGGUGGCGAGAGCUGUAGUCUCAUCUCAGAAGGACUCAGCACCGCUUUGCAACUCUUUGAUGACUUCAAGAAAAUGAGAGAACAAAUAGGCCCCACACACAAGGUCUGCAUCCUUAUUUGCAACUCCCCGCCCUACCUGCUUCCAGCUGUGGAAAGUACCACAUACUCCGGCUAUACAACAGAGAACCUAGUGCAGAAGAUUGGUGAGCGUGGGAUCCACUUUUCCAUCAUCUCCCCACGGAAGCUGCCUGCCCUGCGCAUUCUCUUUGAGAAGGCUGUGACGGCGGGCAUGAUGGAGGCCCAGCUCAAGGACUACAGCCAGGACCCCCGGCAUAUGAUACUCAUCCGUGGCAUGGUGUUGCCAGUGGGCGGGGGAGCUGCUGCCAGCACCCUGCAGCCCAAGCAGGCCGUGCCCCAGCCGCAGCUCCCCACUGUGCCGCCUCAGCUUCCCGCUGCACCGCCUCAACCCCUGCCGCCGGUUUCCCAGCCCUACCAGGUGACGCCGUCCACAACCCUCACUGCUGCCCAGGCAGCUGCCCAGUCUGCCGUGGAGGCUGCCAAGAACCAGAAAGCCAGCUUGAACAACCGCUUCGCCUCUUUGAACCCCAUGCAGCCUACUUUCAGCCAAGCCCCUGCCCAGCCCCUCCCAGCGGGCUCCGUCCCAGCCCUGCCUCCAAAGCUCCCGGCCUCUUCUCAGUCCAGCCUGGUCUCCACGGUAACCACAGGCUCCAGUCUGCUGGUCCAACCCCCCGGGGUGCAGCCUCCGCCACAGCCUGGCGCCUCGGCCAUGCCCAGCGGGGUGCCUCCCAGCAGCAUGAGCAUCGCCGUCGCCCAACCUGCACCGGCACAAAUUGGAGCCAACCAGCAGUCGGUCACAAACAAGGUGAUGGCGUGGAGUGGCGUGCUAGAGUGGCAAGAGAAGCCCAAACCAGCUUCUGUGGAUUCCAACACCAAGCUCACCCGUUCGCUGCCUUGCCAGGUGUACGUCAACCAAGGAGAGAACUUGAAGGCUGAGCAGUGGCCCCAGAAGCUCAUCAUGCAGCUGAUCCCCCAGCAGCUCCUGACCACUCUGGGCCAUCUCUUCCGCAACUCGCGCAUGGUACAGUUCCACUUCACCAACAAGGACCUGGAAUCGCUCAAGGGGCUCUACCGCAUCAUGGGGAAUGGAUUUCAGGCGGGCUGCGUGCACUUUCCUCACACGACACCCUGUGAGGUGCGGGUGCUGAUGCUGCUAUAUUCCUCCAAGAAGAAGAUCUUCAUGGGGCUCAUUCCCUACGACCAGAGUGGCUUUGUCAAUGGGAUUCGGCAGGUCAUCACAAACCACAAGCAAGUCCAGCAACAAAAGCAGAUGGGAGGGUCUCAGCCCCUGGGGUCCUCAUCCAGCACUCAGCCCUUCCUGACAAAGCAGCCUGGCACGUUGCCAGUGGCACAGGGGGUCCAGCAGCAGAUGGGUGGACAACAGGUGAGCCCUGUUAUGCCUCAAGUGGGGAUCAUGGAAGAGCAGCAACGGCAACAGGGCCUGUUGCAACUCCGAGUGCAGCAACCACAGCCAGCUGCCCCACCUACCAGCCAGCCCCCACAAUCACAAGGCCCCCAACAGGCUGGACCACAGGCCACCCAAGGGGGCGCCAUGCUUAGACCCCAGAACCCUGGAGCCAACCCUCAGCUCCGCAGCCUCCUUCUGAGCCAGCAGCCGCCCCAGCCCGGAGUUCCUCAGUCCCAGCAGCCCCUCCACCACCUCCAGCAAGGUUCUCCAGGCAUGUUAGCACACCAGCCCAUGGGACAGGCCCUGGGGCAUCAGCCUCCUGGACAGCAGCAGCUCCAACUAGCAGGACAGCCCCUCAUGCACCAAGCCCCUGGGCAGCAGUGGCCAGGACAGAUGGCACCGCGGGCACCCUUGCCAGGUCCAAUGCUGAUGAAUCCUGGUCCCCGGGGUCCUGUAGCCCAGACAGGCCUGCAGCAGGUUCCAGCUGCCAGCAUCAUGGAAGACGACAUCCUCCGCGACCUCAUCUGAUGGCAGAGAAUCACCCACCGCUGAGGUGGUGUCUGUACUAGGGAAGAGUGCUUCACCUCUGGGAAAUGGCACUUUCCCCCCUUCUGUGUAAUAUUUUCCCCACUUGUUAAUGAAUAUUAUGCUUGUCCCUUCA